Molecule: messenger RNA, 1660 nt
Organism: Brassica oleracea var. oleracea
Lineage: Eukaryota; Viridiplantae; Streptophyta; Magnoliopsida; Brassicales; Brassicaceae
Exons: 2
Coding region: 182-502 (106 amino acids)
Biological process (GO): negative regulation of cell population proliferation
Source: RefSeq, a predicted model, not a curated record
CAAAGUGACACUAUCACUCUCUCUACUUCUCUCUUUCUCUCUCUCUCAUCUCUCUGAAUCACUCUCUUUUUGAGUUGAAUCUCCACAAACUUAUAAUCAAAUACACAAGAAACACACACAAAAAUUCGACCAAUUCAUCUGAAUCUGAGUCCAAAACUCCCAGCAGAAGCACACAAUAUUCAUGGAGGAGAAGUGGAAGCUGUCGAAGAAAGAGACAACAUCUUCUUCUUCCUCUAAGUCAAAGUUCUCAAGAAGCUUCUCAACAAGUGCUUCAUCUGCUAAAUCUCCACUAUUCGCAAGGAGUUCCUCUACUAAAUGCUCUGUUCCUUUAUCCUCAUCUUCCUCAUCUUCAAUCUCUAGAAGCUUCUCAAGAAAAGAGAGAAAAUCGUCUUCCUCUCCACCUUCUUCUAUCACUCGAAAAUACAGCAGCUUGGCUAAAGAACAAAAGGCAAGGUUUUACAUCAUGAGAAGGGGCGUUGGAUUUGUCAGAGUCAACAUUUAGGAAAAUCUGAGGGUGGAGGGAGCUUCUGAUUUGGAACAUGGUCAGACCCCAACUCAAAUGAAUCUCAAUGUGAAUACAUGAGCCAUACACCUGACCCCAUCAAACAACGAUUAAAAACACAUAUAAUUUGAAAUUUACGUUAACCACUAAAAUUAGGAAAAUUUGUUAAAAUAAAACAGAUUCAUGUUGAGUUUGUCCCAAUAAGACUUUAGUCAUUAGAAAUUAGAGGAUUAGAGCUUAGAUUAAUAAUACAAUUUUAAUCCUAGGAAAAUCGAAUUACUAGGUCAACUAAAAAGAAAAUAUUAUUUUCUUUACAUUUUGUACAAUUUAAAUACCAUUUAUUACAUAUGCUGAUAUGCGAGAAAGCGUUGAUGGAACGAAGACAAAGCUACCAAGCUUCUAUAUAUGUCUGGUUUAAGGAGCACUUAGAAGCCAACGAGUCAGACUACAAGAACCUCUAAUAUAUCACAUCGCUUGCGAAGUGUGAAUAAUGCUGUAGCCAGAACUUUGAAUCUUGAUUCUUGAGUCACAGACUCACAAGGAAGCAGUUCUCCUGAUGAUAAGAUUGCUUUGGUCAGGUCACGUCCACCAUUACCGUCUCGUCCUGUGAGAUCAGCUGGGUUUCGAGAAGCCAAGAGAGUGUAAGAGAGCGCCAGUGAAGAUGGCGAGUAUGAAACCAACUUUGUUGGAUCAAGGAACCGAGACAUGGGAUGAAGAGAGUGGAAACACACGGUCUGGAAGACUGGAACAAGCUUGGAAGAUGAAGAGCAAGUUUGAUGACUACACCUAAGAACAAAGGUGGGCAGUGUCAUAGAAGAAAAAGCAGUAGACGUCAAGGUGGUGUCAAGUUUCCAAAAGGAAGGCGGGUUAAGUUAGGGAAAAUAUCUUUUUUUGUGUAAUUAAGGAUUAAGAACAUGAUGAAAACUAGUCUCAUAAGUAGAUAAUAGCAAGGAAAGAAACAGAACUAUAAACCCUUAACAACCAGGCCAUAAAUGCGUCUCCAAAGAAAGUACUUCUUCAAUGUUGUAUAAUAAUAAGAGGGGACUAAAACAAGUCCACGUUCAUAUGUUUUCAAAACAGAUUCAGCUUCUUUCUGACGUGAAGCAAUGGUAGAGUUUGCCAUGAAAACAUUGUUUUAAGCUUAUUUCUAGCUUCUUA